Messenger RNA from Temnothorax curvispinosus, 1751 nucleotides. RefSeq names its product ras-related protein Rab-24-like. Gene Ontology annotation, molecular function: GTP binding; GTPase activity. The record is from RefSeq and is a predicted model, not a curated record. The transcript has 4 exons. The coding region runs from base 206 to 859 and encodes 217 amino acids. Lineage: Eukaryota; Metazoa; Arthropoda; Insecta; Hymenoptera; Formicidae.
UCAGUCGCUCAGUGCGUUUCGGAACGUCAGCGUGGACGGUGGAUUGGAGGUCCUAUGCCAUAACCUCACCCAUGAUACGCUGAAACGGAGGCUCCCUGUUCCGAGGAGGCAGAGAGUUUCCCCGAUUCAAGAAUGAGUCGCGUGGAUUUGAAGGUCGUGUUACUCGGUAACGCGAUGGUGGGAAAAACGAGUCUUAUGGAACGAUAUGUGCACGACGCGUUUAACGGCGAAAGGCCCUAUCAGAAUUCCGCAACAUUGUGGAAAGAAAAUUUAUAAAAGUAACGUUGUUAAAGUUUGCACUGAGAAUCGUCUGAACGGAAGGGAGGGCGUCAUGUACCAAUUAAUGAAUGCAGUUGAAAUUAUGCCGCAGACAAUAGGCACUGUAUUUGCGGCGAAGCGAGUGCAAGUGAACGAUGUGACGCUUGUUUUGGGAAUAUGGGACACUGCGGGCAGUGAGAAGUAUGACGCAAUGACCAGGACGUAUUAUCGUGGCGCCAAAGCUGCCAUAGUGUGUUACGAUAUCACAAAGUCGAGUACAUUCCAGAGGGCGAAGCACUGGGUCAGAGAACUCAGGAGCAUCGAGGAGAAUUGUAAGGUGUACCUGUGCGCCACCAAGAAGGAUCUGUGCGACGAAGGUUUCGCGUCGGACGAUCCGGACAUGCAGAAUGUCGUGGAGAGGUACGCGAGCGGCACGCAGACGAAGCUUUUCGUAACGUCUAGUAAAACGGGAGAGAACAUAGUCGAGUUGUUCAACGAAAUCGUACAGGAUUUCGCGUCUAAUCCGGAAAAUUUGCAGAAGAUAGAAGAAGCGAUUGUUCUAAGCAAAAAACCUGGGGAAAGGUACUGUUGCGCGACCUAACUAAAUCAGUAUUGAUAUUGUAUUCUUUUACGGUUUUUUUUUUUUUAUACUAGCUAAUUUGAUAUUAAGAGAUAGAUAUAAAUGUAAUAAAAAUAGAUUCCAAUGUAUUGUUAAUGAUCGAUAUGAUAUUGUUUUGCUCGGUGAUUAGCAAGAGUUUAGAAUUUUAUACGCGUAAUGUUGCCAGCGUAGCACAAUGCAAUCGCUUCGCAAACUUGAUUCUGAUUUUUCAGCAAAUGGUGAAUUUGUAAAAAAAAAAAAGAAGUGUAUAAAACGUGCACAUAUUUUGUAUAAUUGAAAAUACGAUGCGCAAUAUACAAUUGAGAAAUGUUUCUGAACACGUGGUUCCUGAUCAUUUAGCUUUUAGCUGAUUCUUCGCAUUGUGAAUGAUUGUUCACAAUCACAUAUGAAUGCGAUUAUGAAAUUGCUAAUUAUGAAUUCAUCCAUAUGUGAUUAUUAAUCGCGAAUUGUGAUAAGAUUCUCAGUGAUAGAAUCAUGUUCUUGAAUGUACAUGGAAUGUAUAGUUUUUUCACAUUUUUCCAAAUCAAAUUUCGAAGACUUUGUACUCAUUACUAUUACUGUAUGUACACAACGAUGCCUGAUAACGCCGGCUUAUUAUUGCGAUCAUUCGCGCGCGUCGCGCUAAAACGCGAUCAUUCGUCAUCAGCGAUUCCCAGCGUGGGAAAUAGCUCUCUUCUUCCGCAACGGCAAGAAGGAAAGAAGAAGGAAAAAAUAGAGAAGAAGGCGAGCCCACCACGACGCGUUGCAUUCAUUUUGGACGAAUGCUCCGCUUCGCAAAUUUUUGUCCAUUUUAACCAGCAAAUGUUAAAUAAUAUUAUAAAUACGAUGUGAUAUAUUGUCAUUGUAGAUGAUAAAUAAAUAUACAUAUAUAUCA